This is a messenger RNA of Mangifera indica (mango), 805 nucleotides long. RefSeq names its product enhancer of rudimentary homolog. The record is from RefSeq and is a predicted model, not a curated record. The coding region runs from base 216 to 524 and encodes 102 amino acids. NCBI's taxonomy places the organism in Eukaryota, Viridiplantae, Streptophyta, Magnoliopsida, Sapindales, Anacardiaceae. The transcript has 4 exons.
GGUGCCAAACCGAACUAUUACCAUACAAAGCAGCUGUAGCGGCGCCGUUUUGACAAGUCAACCUCUCGUCAACGGCGUGUUGGCUGCGAAGGUUCCCUUUUGAACCUCUUUAAACUUGUUCCUCUCUGCUGCUCUGUAACCAGACGCUAUAUUUGUCUCAGUCCCUUGAAAGUCAAGAAUCCCGCUUUCCCUUUUGCUUUGCCUCUUCAUCUAACAUGGCUAAUAAGCACACUAUUAUUCUGAUGCAGACUUCUCAGAACAGGGCUACAAGGACAUUUAUGGAUUAUGGUUCCAUAAAUCAAGCUAUGGAAGGUAUAUGCGCACUGUAUGAAAGGAAGCUUAGGGAGUUAAAUCCAGCCAUAAGAGACAUCACUUAUGAUGUUGCAGAUCUCUACAAUUUCAUUGAUGGCCUUACAGACAUGAGUGCAUUAGUUUUUGAUCACUCAAUCCAGGCUUUUUUACCAUAUGACAGACAGUGGAUCAAACAGCGAACCUUUCAACACCUUAAGAAAAUGGCGCAUUAAAUGACUCGUAUUUGGCAACUUAUUCUGUAACUGUUUCCGAAAUUUUCUGUCUGACAGUGGGCAUAUGAUCGAAGUAUAGAAACAGGUUAUUAUUUGGACUGUCGUGCUCUUGAACUAAAGGUUGUAUAAUAUUGACUGUUGUAGUAUCUCUCUUAAAGAGUAAAUGUGGCAUUCUGCAGAAGUUUCUGGUAUUGUUUGAUCAGUGUGUUUUGUAGAAAGAUAAGCCAGCAUCUACCAAGCUUGGCCUUUCAUAUUCAGCUAUAAUAUGCUUGCUUGUUGCA